AUGGUCACUGCUACCCCCCCGCCCCCAAGGAACUGUCCCGACCCCCUACCCCCUCCUAUAGGACUGUCCUCUGAACCCCUUACCCCCCACGGAACUGUCCCCAUCCAGCCAACACGACAGCCUCACAGUACAGGCUAUAGAACCCCUCCACCACAACAACAACAGAACCCCAGUACAGACUAUAGAACCCCUCCACCACAACAACAACAGAACACCAAUACAGGCUAUAGAACCCCUCCACUACAACAACAGAACCCCAGUUCAGACUAUAGAUCCCCUCCACCACGACAACAGAACCCCAGUACAGACUAUAGAACCCCUCCACCACAACAACAACAGAACCCCAAUACAGACUAUAGAACCCCUCCACUACAACAACAGAACCCCAGUUCAGACUAUAGAACCCCUCCACCACAACAACAACAGAACCUCAAACCCCAGUACAACUAUAUAACCCCUCCACCACCACAACAACAGAACCCCAGUACAGACUAUAGAACCCCUCCACCACAACAACAACAGAACCCCAGUACAGACUAUAGAACCCCUCCACCACAACAGAACCCCAGUACAGACUAUAGAACCCCUCCACCACAACAACAACAACAGAACCCCAGUACAGACUAUAGAACCCCUCCACCACCACAACAACAGAACCCCAGUACAGACUAUAGAACCCCUCCACCACCACAACAACAGAACCCCAGUACAGACUAUAGAACCCCUCCACCACCACAACAACAGAACCCCAGUACAGACUAUAGAACCCCUCCACCACAACAACAACAACAGAACCCCAGUACAGACUAUAGAACCCCUCCACCACAACAACAGAACCCCAGUACAGACUAUAGAACCCCUCCACCACAACAACAACAACAGAACCCCAGUACAGACUAUAGAACCCCUCCACCACGACAACAACAACAGAACCCCAGUACAGACUAUAGAACCCCUCCACCACAACAACAGAACCCCAGUACAGACUAUAGAACCCCUCCACCACAACAACAGAACCCCAGUACAGACUAUAGAACCCCUCCACCACAACAACAACAUAACCCCAGUACAGACUAUAGAACCCCUCCACCACCACAACAACAGAACCCCAGUACAGACUAUAGAACCCCUCCACCACCACAACAGCAGAACCCCAGUACAGACUAUAGAACCCCUCCACCACAACAACAACAGAACCCCAGUACAGACUAUAGAACCCCUCCACCACAACAACAACAGAACCCCAGUACAGACUAUAGAACCCCUCCACCACAACAACAGAACCCCAAUACAGACUAUAGAACCCCUCCACCACAACAGAACCCCAGUACAGACUAUAGAACCCCUCCACCACAACAACAGAACCCCAGUACAGACUAUAGAACACCUCCACCACCACAACAGAACCCCAGUACAGACUAUAGAACCCCUCCACCACCACAACAACAGAACCCCAGUACAGACUAUAGAACCCCUCCACCACCACAACAACAGAACACAUAG
This is a messenger RNA of Salvelinus namaycush (lake trout), 1503 nucleotides long. RefSeq names its product extensin-2-like. The record is from RefSeq and is a predicted model, not a curated record. Lineage: Eukaryota; Metazoa; Chordata; Actinopteri; Salmoniformes; Salmonidae. The transcript has 2 exons. The coding region runs from base 1 to 1503 and encodes 500 amino acids.